GAGAGUUUUCAUCAUCUCUCCUCUCCGGCGAGAUAAGUUAAAAAAACAUGGCGAUGCUUCAAGCGAAUCUUGGCUUCAUUACAUCUCCGGCAUUUCUAUGUCCGAAGUUUGCAGUCAAACCGAGCUCAGUUUCUCUGGGCUUUAGCUAUCGCUCCCAAGGCAAUCUCUCUCAUACUCUAUUGUUUCCGAAUGUUGCUUCAGUUCAAAAACUGGAUCUUUCGAGAAGGGUUAGCAGAAGAGAUGCUCAAUCAAUUUCAAUCAGGUGUUCUUCGUCUACUGGAUUUGAUAAUAGCAAUACUGUUGUGAAGGAGAAGAGUGUCUCGGUGAUUCUCUUAGCUGGAGGUCAAGGCAAGCGAAUGAAAAUGAGUAUGCCAAAGCAGUAUAUACCACUUUUGGGUCAGCCAAUUGCUUUGUAUAGCUUUUUCACUUUUUCACGCAUGCCUGAAGUGAAGGAAAUUGUAGUUGUUUGUGAUCCAUUUUUCCGAGACAUUUUUGAAGAAUAUGAAGAAUCUGUUGAUGUUAAUCUUAGAUUUGCUCUUCCUGGGAAAGAAAGACAAGAUUCUGUUUACAGUGGACUUCAGGAAAUUGAUGUGAACUCUGAGCUUGUGUGCAUCCACGACUCUGCCAGACCGUUAGUGAAUACUGAAGAUGUCGAGAAGGUACUUAAAGAUGGUUGUGCGGUUGGAGCAGCCGUACUUGGUGUUCCUGCUAAAGCUACAAUCAAAGAGGUCAACUCUGAAUCGCUUGUGGUGAAAACUCUCGACAGAAAAACCCUUUGGGAAAUGCAGACACCACAGGUGAUCAAACCUGAGCUAUUGAAGAGAGGUUUCGAGCUUGUGAAAAGAGAAGGGCUAGAGGUAACAGAUGAUGUUUCGAUUGUUGAAUACCUCAAGCAUCCAGUUUAUGUCACUCAAGGAUCUUAUACAAACAUCAAGGUUACAACACCUGAUGAUUUACUGCUCGCUGAGAGAAUCUUGAGCGAGGACUCAUCAUGAGGUAUCAUUAGAGGAUUCUUUUUAUGUUUAUUAAUUUUAUGACAGGAAAAUAUUCAUAAACCUUGUAGAGUUCACUCAAUGUUCAUGAAUGAUCACAUAGCUUAAUAUGGUAAAGAAAGACAAGAUUCUUCUAUUUUACGGUUUGGCUCUUCAGUUGUUGUAUCA
Messenger RNA from Camelina sativa (false flax), 1160 nucleotides. RefSeq names its product 2-C-methyl-D-erythritol 4-phosphate cytidylyltransferase, chloroplastic. Gene Ontology annotation, biological process: isoprenoid biosynthetic process. The record is from RefSeq and is a predicted model, not a curated record. Gene Ontology annotation, molecular function: 2-C-methyl-D-erythritol 4-phosphate cytidylyltransferase activity. Lineage: Eukaryota; Viridiplantae; Streptophyta; Magnoliopsida; Brassicales; Brassicaceae.